Molecule: messenger RNA, 2548 nt
Organism: Hyalella azteca
Lineage: Eukaryota; Metazoa; Arthropoda; Malacostraca; Amphipoda; Hyalellidae
Exons: 3
Coding region: 11-982 (323 amino acids)
Source: RefSeq, a predicted model, not a curated record
GCAGUUGAGUAUGAUAAGAAAUUAUUUGGGUUCUGGAAACGUUAGAAAUAAAAUGGAGAAUGGGAACGCCGCUCCCACUGCGGUGCUCGCUUCGGAUCCGUGGUCGCUGCAGGCGACUGGUGUUACCAGCUCGGCAGACGACACGUCGCGCCUCUGCCUCGUCACUGAGCCCGACGACCAGGGUGGGAGAGACGUGCUGGGACUCAGCGUGGAUGUGUCGAAUCGCCGUUAUUCGUCCUACAAGUCAGCACCAUAUAUUGGCCGCUGCAUACACAUCGACGAUGCCAUACUGAGCUGCAGUUUAAAAUGUCUUACACCGCAUCAUCUCUUCAACAAAGCGAACGAUGAAUUGUCGAAUACCACCGUUCUGUGGACUGAACCAGUCAGAGACGCUCGUCGCCACAACAUAUUCGGCAACGUCACCUUCACCGUGGCCUGGUCCGACAUGUACAGGCAGUUUGGCCCUAAUAUGUACUAUCUUCGGCAACGUACUUCUCACAACAUUACAACUGAAAUACUGAUCACUAAAAAACGUUUUAACACCUUAGAAUUAGUUGAUUUCAAUGCCAAGAAUGCUCCUGUAAGAAGAGGAGAAUGCAAUUGUGCAUCAGAGAGCAAAAUGUGUAACUGUGGUUCGUUGAAAUACGCAACAAAAAUUCGAAGAGGUAAAUCAAGUAUCAGGCAUCAUAUACAAAUAGCCGUUGAUGCCACAAUCUGGGAGGGUUUUUGGGUCUAUGCUCUGAGCACCAUUGUACUGAAUGACCACCAGCAUAAUAAAUUUUGUUUCAGGCAGGAAUACGUAAAACCCAAGAGGCCUUGUCAGUUUUAUUGUGACGCAAGCCAAGUCCAAACUAUUUUAUGGCUACAAUGCCACCACGAACUUGAUGAGGAUUUUAGGCGCGAAUGGUAUGAUAGAUUUUGGCAGAAUUGGAUGCAUCAUUUUGAAAGUUACAGUCAAUCUCUACCAUAUUAUUUUAAAUAAGCAUUUAAGGGACAUCUGUCUCAUCAGUCAAAUUUGAAAGAUUUUUGGCUCUUUUACAAUUCCACGUCGCAUGAAAUUUAUUGCAUUGUUUUGAUCACUGCGGAUUGGAGAAGAUUAGAGCAAGUGCAGUGCAUGGGCAGAUAUAUUGGUGCCGGGUUGGGCUCCCUUUUACAAACAUUAUACAAGAUUUUAGUUGUUUUAAAUCGCAAAGAUAACUCAACUUUUUAUUUAACACGCUUCGAGCUUUUUCUUAGUUCGCGCUUUCUCGUACUUUAUUAAGUACGAAAUUAAUUAGAUAAAUGAUAUGAUUUGUGCUCGAUUGGAAGGUGGUGUUAUGGUCAAGAAAUGUCAUAUGGUCAAAAAAUUCUGGUGUUAUGUCAAGAAAUGUACCUGCUAUAUUAUAAUUCGUGAAUCGACUGUCCUAUGCUACUCAAUCAUCUGCCAAGAUUACAAACAUUUUUGCAACGUCUAACACUGUGGGUUCGAAUAAUUUUCUGUACUGACCUUCACAGCCAAAAUUAUUGAAACAUGUAUUAAUUGCAAUUUAGAUGCUACCGAGGUAUAGUGAACCGGGAAAUCGCUAUAACAGAUGCCGUUUGUUUAGGCUAAGCUUUCCCGUUUUCACCAGCACAUACGAUUUUUUCGCAAGCACCGAUGAUGUUCUCACAAACACGCUAUACUUGCACGCACAAUGUCAGAUAAUAUCUGCAGAUAACGCACACGGCGCAUUUAGAAGUGAUUUUAUUCCAGUUUCGCUGUGAACGUUUAUGCGUCAAUAUUGAUUCCAAGGUCGUCCUACUUCAGCAACGAAUUUUUCAUCAACUAGCCUGACUCAUGAAGCUGUUUGUAUCAAAUCAGUUUUCAAUUGCCCAAAUUUAGUAGUUGAAUCGACUCUUAAGUAUAAGAUGAGGGCCCCCAAGCAUUGAUUAAUUAUUUAGCUAGUACAUUUCACAGCACAUUACGUAUGCCCUUAUAGGACGUUUUCAACACCUCAUAUAUUUUUCGCAUCAGUCCCGACAGAUUCGGGUUAGGCGGAACCGUCACUCCCAAUUUUUGUGUGUUAAGGAGAUGAUCACAAAAAUGACGAGCAGCUGUGGUUGAAAUCAAGUUCGUUGAAUUUGAAAUUUGGUAGUUGCGAUUUUUGUACUUAGCUGUACAAAUGCGUGGAGGGGGUGAGGGUCUGGGGCCUGCAGCGGCAUGAGCGCAACAGCAUCAACUUCAGGCGUACGGUGCGACAGAACAGCUACUUCCACAGACCUGCAUUGGACGUUCGAAAAGUUAUGAAACACGUGAACUGCGAGCUAACGUUGCAGGUAUAGCAGAUCUCUCUACUGCAAACAUAUUCAAACUAGCGACAUUCGAAAUGCAGCAUAGCGGGAUCGCCUCACCUUUGGCAUCACUGGCUUCACACAUAUGGACCCACAGCGGGAGCGCAGCCGUGCACCUCCAAUUUUGUGCACCAAUAAGCGCUGAAUCGAACGCCUUGGAUCUAUCCGAACAUCUACCAAUCAGCCGUUAACCACUCGGCUUUGUCCUCCUCCGGCCUUGCAUAAAACCUGCCGUGCA